GGUAGGGGUGAGAAGGGUUAAAAAAGAAGCUUGUUUCUUGGAUGGUAAUCCUUCUUGUAUUGCUAACUUUAAUGUGAAGCGACAAAGGUGUAACUCUGAGGUAACAAACUCCCCCCUUUCUCUCCCUUUGCCUGUUUCCUUUUUUCUCUUUAGUAAAAUGUAUUUUUCUGUUUCUCCUUUUCUUUGACCUCCUUUGGUUAAAAGUUUAAUAAUUUCACCAUCUUUAUGCUUUUUCUUCAUCUGGGUUUUGAGAUUUCUCAGAUUUUGUACACGGUAACUAGUUAAAAAUGUCAAAAGGACUUUCAUCUUCUGUAGGUAAUAUCCAAGGUCCAUAUACGGACGAGGUAUUGGUGUGCCAAUUUACGCACUUGAUCAAUGCCCAAGGCUGUCUAUGGUUGGGGAAAGAUCCAUUUAAUUUUACUUUACCAGUUCUAUUGUUACAGUUUGUUGUAAUUACAACGGUCGCUAGUAUUACUUGGAUAAUUCUCAAACCUCUUAAACAGAGUAUGGUCAGUGCACAACUUAUCACCGGUAUCAUUUUGGGUCGAUCCUUUUUGGGGCACAUUCAAGUUUAUUCCGACAAGUUAUUUCCUCCAGGAGGAAGAUUGGUACUUGAAACAUUUGCAGAUAUUGGCUUCAUGUUUCAUAUGUUUAUAUUAGGAAUAAAUGUUGAUAUAACAUUGGUGAGGAGAGCAGGAAACAAUGCUGUAGUAAUUGGUGCUACGUGCUUUUUUCUGCCUUUAGCAAUUGGGAUUUUGGCCAUUCUCAUUGUACCUCAUUUUGUGAUAUUAGACGAGUCAGCCGAGACUUCUCUACCUUUUGUUGCAACGAUAAAUGCAAUAUCUCCAUUUCCUGUAAUAACAAGUCUCCUCAGUGACCUUAACAUUCUUAAUUCUGAGAUUGGAAGGAUUGCUACUUUGGCAUCCUUAGUUUGUGACAUUUGCCAAUACUUAGUGUCCGUGGUUAUUGGUUCAGUUGGUUUGACAUUAAAUUCUGAAGCUAGUGUCUUCUGGUCCAUUAUAUGGGGUCCUUGCUUUCUGAUCGUCAUUAUAUUUGCGCUUCGUCCCAUAAUUUUACACCUAGCUAAGCAUAUACCAGAAGGACAACAAAUGAAAGAGUUCCAAUUCAUAUUCAUUGUUGUAAUAGUCUUGAUAUGUGGAUUUCUUGCUCAAAGUCUUGGCCAGCCUCCUGCACUUGGAACUUUUAUUUUGGGCAUGGCUAUACCAGAUGGACCGCCUUUGGGAUCUGCUCUGGUGUAUAAGCUUGAAAUAAUAAAUUCUGGCUUGCUUGUUCCAGCCAAGUUUGCACUAAGUGGUUUAACUAUGGACUUAUUCUCAGUCAAAAAAGGAAACGCUGGAGCCGUAUAUGGGGUUCUCAUCUUCUUUGGUUAUGCAGGAAAGUUCACAGGCACCUUAAUUCCUGCACUUUACUACAGAAUUCCCUUGAGGGAUGCUGUCUCUCUUUCUCUUAUUAUGUGUUGCAGAGGUAUCAUUGAAGCUGUUAUGUACAUAACAAUGCAAGAGGAUGGGAUCAUAGACAGUGAAGCAUAUGCCCUUCUGUUAAUCUCAAUGCUGAUCGUAACAGGAAUUGCAAGGCCUUUGAUAUUUCACCUCUACGACCCAUCAGCAAGGUACUUUCAUCAUCAAAAAAGCAGCAUUCUAUGCUCGGAUCCUUUUAGUGAGCUCCGGAUGCUCGUCUGCAUUCACAGUGAAGAAAAUGUCCCGACUCUUAUAAGUGUCCUCGAAGCCUCGACCCCCCAGAGAAGAAGGCCUAUUGCUGUUUUCGUCCUGAAUCUAAUGGAGCUUAAAGGCAGAGCAGCAGCCGUGCUUGAGCCGACUAUUGGUAAAAGCAAAAAGCUCACUACUUCAAGAAGCUGGUCAGAACAAAUUGCCAAUGCUUUCAACUUGUUCGCACAGCACAAUCACGGCUGUGUGUUUGUUCAAUACUUCACCUCAAUUGCUCCGUAUGCUAGCAUGCAUGAUGAUAUUUGUUCAGUCUCACUAGAACAAAACACGAAUAUUGUAAUCGUGCCUUUUCACAAACAAUGGACUAUUGAUGGAAGAGUGGGAGUCAACUCCCCUUCAAUCAGAAUGGUAAACCUAAAUGUUAUGCAAAAGGCCCCAUGUUCUGUGGGUAUCCUUGUUGACCGUGGACAGAUGGCCGGAAGGCAUUCGAUUUUGGGAGGUCAGUCCAUGCUCCGAAUCACUAUGCUAUUCCUCGGUGGUGCAGAUGACUGCGAAGCUCUAGCAUACACAAGUCGUUUGCUUGAAAAUCCACAAAUCGAACUCACUUUUAUCUGGCUUAGGCCAUGGGAUCACAUGAAGUACGACGAUGAAACAGAGAAGACUAUCGAUACACAAUUGGUUAAUCAGUUCCGGGCAAAUACCAUUGGAAAUCAAAGGGUCGUUUACAAAGAAGAAAUGGUAAAUGACGCAAUAGGAACUACAAAGGUGAUUAGAACAAUCGAAGACAGUUGUGAUUUAUGCAUAGUUGGUAAGUACCAUGAUCCUGAUUCUCAGCUUUUACUAGGCCUUACUGAAUGGAAUGAAUGUCCCGAACUUGGAAUCAUUGGAGACAUGUUAGCCACCUCGGAUUUUCGGUUUUCAGUUUUGGUGGUGCAACAACAGCCUCAAGAAGAUAAAUUUAUGGAGAACCAUCCUUUUCAGACAGUUUCUUGUUGUUCAUCAGGAAAAUAUAGUCUAUAUCAAGAUCAUUCUUAUUCUCUUAAUGAAGAUUUAGGUCAUUCCAAGUUUUAAUUUUGUAAGGUUUUAAGUAGGAACAGAAAAUGAAACUGAUCCAUAGAGCACACAGAAAUAUCAGACAGUUAAGAAUUCUGUUCAGACAUAAACAUUGUACAUAGAAAAUCUACAUGUUUGCAUUUGAAUAUGAUC
Messenger RNA from Olea europaea var. sylvestris, 2891 nucleotides. Its product is annotated as cation/H(+) antiporter 14-like. The record is from RefSeq and is a predicted model, not a curated record. Gene Ontology annotation, cellular component: endomembrane system; membrane. Gene Ontology annotation, biological process: proton transmembrane transport; regulation of pH. The transcript has 3 exons. Bases 288 to 2756 code for a protein of 822 amino acids. Gene Ontology annotation, molecular function: antiporter activity. NCBI's taxonomy places the organism in Eukaryota, Viridiplantae, Streptophyta, Magnoliopsida, Lamiales, Oleaceae.